Molecule: messenger RNA, 1123 nt
Organism: Zychaea mexicana
Lineage: Eukaryota; Fungi; Mucoromycota; Mucoromycetes; Mucorales; Lichtheimiaceae
Product: histidine phosphatase superfamily
Exons: 1
Molecular function (GO): inositol phosphate phosphatase activity; acid phosphatase activity
Source: RefSeq, a predicted model, not a curated record
AUGCUUUUAUAUACCACCUACCCAAUAUUGAAACUUUUUGUUGGUAUUAUUACCCUUAUUAUCACGCAGAAAGCAACAGCAUUGCCUCCACAUGUGCAUGAUAUCAACAAUCUUCGCCGACAUCUUGCAACUAAGACACCAUAUAUUGCCGAUCCAAAGCCGCCAGUAGACACUAUUGGUGAGCAUUAUGAUGUUCGACAGUUCCUCAUGGUGAGCCGACAUGGUACACGUUAUCCUUCGGUAGGCGAUUCGGAGGAUAUUGCCCGGAUCAUUGCACACCUCAAAACAAGCCAGAACAAAGCAGCAGUUGGAUGGCUUGCAGCAUACGAUAAUGUGUAUCCCGUGCGUCGUGGAAAAGAACUCGAUCGAAAUGGCAUGCGUGAGGUAUACGACUACGGGCAUCGAAUGGCACGCAGUCAUCCCGGACUUAUCGAAGAGAUACUGGACGAUGAUGUUUUUCUGUACUAUUCCUCACUCGCAUCGUGGUCCAAACGCACUGCUCAAUCGGCCAUUGGUUUCCAGACCGGUCUUUUUGAAGAACAUCACAACAGUUUGUUGGACAUCGAUCUUUUGGGUAGUGGCAGGAACAAUCAGCUUUUCGCUCCGCUUCAAACGUUGUUCUUUGAAAACGGAACUAGCGUUGCUCAGGCAGAUAUAUGCAGUCGGUGGAAGACAGAAGUGGAAGCGAAUCCCGGUACGAUGGCUGAAGCAAACGAAUAUAAGACUAUCCAUGUUGGCAAGAUAGCUGCACGACUUUCUCGAGAACUCGGUAUAACCAUGACAACAGAUGAUGUCGAAGCGGUUUACACUGGCUGUAAAUUCGAUAUCACUCACAGAAACCGCAUUGACACCUUUUGCACUCUCCUGGCCCACGAGGAUAUCUCAGUCUUAGAGUACCGUCAAGAUCUGGAGUACUACUACAUGUAUUCAUACGGAACAGAGACUAACGCCAAUAUGGCGUGUGUACUAAUUCAGAGCGUCAUGGAAAAUAUGGAGAAUGCCGUUGGCGGAAAGGAGGAUUAUACCCGGAUGGACAUCAAGUACCUGCAUUCGGAAUCGGUCUUUUUCGUCGCAACAUUUUUAGGUCUAUACAAGGAUGAUCAAAAACUACGGGCAGAUUGGA